This is a messenger RNA of Wickerhamiella sorbophila, 1614 nucleotides long. RefSeq names its product Dual specificity protein kinase lkh1. The coding region runs from base 1 to 1614 and encodes 537 amino acids. Gene Ontology annotation, cellular component: nucleus. The transcript has a single exon. NCBI's taxonomy places the organism in Eukaryota, Fungi, Ascomycota, Dipodascomycetes, Dipodascales, Trichomonascaceae. Gene Ontology annotation, biological process: protein phosphorylation. Gene Ontology annotation, molecular function: ATP binding; protein kinase activity. The record is from RefSeq and is a predicted model, not a curated record.
AUGCCCGUUUCUAAGAGCGCCCGUCCAGUGGACGUGCCCGGAUCUGUUCCUACCCAGUACAAACGAGCGCCACCACUGGGAUUCCUGCCCAACUCGCCUCCAAACGACGCUAAUGAUGCCCAAGGUUUGAGCUUCCGCAGCAAGCAACCUUACCCGGACUACCAGAACUUCCCCCUUGGCAAUAGGUCCCCCCCACUUUCCCAUCCUUCAUCCAACGGGGGUUUCGCCCCGAACAACGCGCGUUUAGGGGCCGGAGAGCCCGCAAACGGGAUUAUCCAGGGAGAUGCUUUCGCUCUUGACGACGACGACGACGAGCAAAUACAAUUUCUAGGGAUCCGCCCUGCCCAGGGAACAGACAAGCGGCGCCGGACGCAGCGCCAGAACAAUGGCCCGUUCAACACUAAAAGCCACGAGGACGAUUUGAAUAAUGGUAUCAUCCCGGGUCUCACAGAUGCACUCGUGUUUCCAUCACCGCCAUUGAUACCCGAAAAACUCCAAAAGCCGUCCGAUAUUUUCCUCCGCCAGGUCCACGAUAUUACACCGCCGCAAGAGCCUUUUGACGACGACAGCGGCCAUUAUUUGGUUAACGUGGGCGAGCAGUUUGCCAACAGGUACGUCAUUACCCGGCUACUGGGCCAGGGAACGUUUGGACGAGUAGCCGAAGCCUACGACAAAGUGACGUUCCGCCGUUAUGCCAUUAAAAUUAUUCGCGCCAUCCCUAGAUACCGUGACGCAUCAAAGGUUGAACUUCGAGUGCUACACAUGCUCUCCCGUUAUGAUGGUAACAACAUCAACCGCUGCAUACAACUCAGAGAAUGCUUUGACUUCAGGAACCACGUAUGCCUUGUGACGGAUCUUUUGGACAUUUCGGUUUAUGACUUUUUGCGUGAAAACCGGUUCAAUCCUUUUCCUGAGCAACAUGUACUCGCGUUAGCUCGUCAGCUCAUCAAAUCUGUCGCUUAUAUUCACCGCCUGGGUCUUGUCCACACAGAUCUCAAGCCAGAAAACAUAUUGCUCCAUGACUCGAGCUAUGACACUUGCACGUACCGUCGAAGCCCGAGAGGUUCAACCCGUCAAAGAAGAGUGCUGCGCAACAUCAGCACUACUCUUAUUGAUUUUGGAUCGGCCAUUUUCGAUGAUGAGUUUCACCCUACCGUCGUUUCCACGAGACACUACAGGGCACCAGAAAUCAUCUUGGGCACUGGCUGGUCCUUCCCUUGUGAUAUGUGGUCUGUUGGGUGUGUUUUGGUCGAAUUAUGCACAGGUGCCGUACUUUUCCAGACAAGGGAUAACUUUGAGCACCUUCACCUCAUUGAAAAGGCGCUUGGGCGAAGCUUUCCUCCAUCUGUGAUAAGAAAAGCAGCCACAACAGAUCAGGGGGAGCUCUUUGUAGACUCGGCCAAGGGCAAAUUAUAUCCCUUAUCGGACUCGAAGCAGAUUAAAGCGGUUCACGACCAACUGACCAUCCGUGAGCUCCUGCGCAAGCAUAUCCCGAUGGACAGCAACACUCUUUUCUGGAACAGGCUUGUUGAUCUCGUCGACCGCAUGUUAGCUAUCGACCCUAAUGAACGAAUCACUGCAGAAGAGGCAAUUCAACAUCCUUGGUUCUGCUAA